Messenger RNA from Sardina pilchardus (European sardine), 2050 nucleotides. It is a transcript of the gene zdhhc7, whose product is annotated as zinc finger DHHC-type palmitoyltransferase 7. Lineage: Eukaryota; Metazoa; Chordata; Actinopteri; Clupeiformes; Clupeidae. The record is from RefSeq and is a predicted model, not a curated record. Gene Ontology annotation, molecular function: palmitoyltransferase activity. The coding region runs from base 305 to 1225 and encodes 306 amino acids. The transcript is spliced from 8 exons.
ACGGGCACAGGGACAACACCUGCAUGCGGGAAGAGAUGGGGAGUCCCGGAAGUCACAUUUUCGGAUAAUAAGGAAGGCAACUAUGGAGGAUUGAAAUGUUGUCAGUGUUCGAAUAGUAUUGGUGAUAAUACGCGUGGCGACGCCGCUUGGAAAUCCUAUUUAAGACAGUGUGACUAAUCUUGUGUGUAGGUCAGGAAUUACUGCGGUGGGUCUGUGGAGGGGGUGGUGCCACACAAGUCCCCACCAAUGAAGACAUGAGGGCCACACACAGCAUGCUACUGUAGGGUGGAUAGUGAAAGGAAGAAUGCAGUCCUCAGGCCAUCGGCUACGGGAUGUGGAGCAGCAUCACCCCUUGCUGGCUGGCGAAGAGGAGGAGCUUAAGAGGGUGUGUUCAGCGCCAGGGGACCGCAUCUGGUUCAUCCAGGACAGCUGUGGCAUUGUGUGCGCUGUGAUAACCUGGUUCCUGGUGCUUUACGCCGGGUUUGUGGUCAACUUUGUCAUGCUGCUCCCCUCCAAGAACUUCUGGUUCUCACUGGUCAACGGAGUAGCCUUCAACUUCAUGGCCGUGAUGGCGUUGUCGUCGCAUAUACGCACCAUGCUGACUGAUCCGGGAGCAGUUCCCAAGGGCAAUGCCACUAAAGAGUACAUGGACAGCUUACAGCUAAAGCCUGGUGAGGUCAUCUACAAGUGCCCAAAGUGUUGCAGCAUCAAGCCUGAGAGAGCCCAUCACUGCAGCAUUUGUAAGAGAUGUAUCCGCAAGAUGGAUCACCACUGUCCCUGGGUGAAUAAUUGCGUGGGCGAGAAAAAUCAGCGCUUCUUUGUGCUCUUCACUAUGUAUGUAGCCUUGAUAUCAGCCCAUGCACUAUGUUUGACUGGCUAUCAGUUCUUCACCUGUGUCAAAGUCCAGUGGAAUGAGUGCAGUGACUUCUCCCCUCCCGUGGCCGUCAUGCUCAUGAUCUUCCUCUGUAUGGAGGCGCUCCUCUUCCUCACCUUCACCGCCGUCAUGUUCGGCACGCAGCUCCACUCCAUCUGCAACGAUGAGACGGAGAUUGAGCGGUUGAAAAACGAGAAGCCCACGUGGGAGCGGCGGGUGCGAUGGGAGGGCAUGAAGGCCGUGUUCGGUGGCCCGCCCUCGCUCAUCUGGUUCAACCCCUUCGCCGGCCUGCAGCUACGGCGCCUCCUCAUGGUCAGAGCACGCAAAGGUGGCGCAGAGUUCUCCGUCUAAGGAGAGGGACGACAAGACGACUCUUCCCCCUCCACCUUGCCACGCCGUCAGCCAGUCAUGCCCAUAGGCCUGUACCCAUAGACCAUGGCCCAAUCUUGAAGAAACCCCCAAAAGGUUUUGAACUGGGGGCCAGGGGUUGCUUUAUUCGUCUGUGUUUAGAAAAAGUGUCAGGACUACAGCAGGAAAGUGGCCAUUUGACAUAUGGAAUUCUAUCUUGCAUUCUAUUCGCCACACUGUAACGCCUGGCCUCAGACCGGUCUACAGUAAUGGGAAUGUGCAUUUCUCUCCUCUUUUUAAAAUGUCUUUUAAUAUCUGCUGAUUUUUUUUUUUAAGUAAAGCCUGUAAGUGAAAAGGUAUUCCAUCAAAAUGAAACCGUAGACAAACUGACACAAAGUAUUGAUCUAAGGGUUGACUGGAGUUGGCAUGAGCUUCAGACCAGUGGAGCUCUUCACUGAUCUUCAGUGCCGGGUCGGGUCUUGGCACAGUACAGCAAAGUUCCUGUUUGGUGUCCUGGAUUUAGUCACAUUUGACUUCAUAACAGUGUGGGUUAGCUAUGGUAACUCAGGUCACCAAAGCUUCAGAGGACAAGUAUUAACGCUGAUCUCCAACUACAGAGAAGCCAUUACUCUAAGGACGUUGUGACAACAGCGUUCCCCUUGUCAGUCACUUUUUCUUGUUCUUUUUGUUGAAAGAAUUCUAAUUUUUGUGAUUACCACUAAUGAAUUACUGAGAAUGAUAUGAGAUUAUCACUGCAUCACCCUGCACAUUUGGGUGAAAUUUGAAUUGUUUGUAGUGUAGUUAUCUUAAUAGAGGAAUGACACACAA